AUGGUUGAUACGAAAUUUGCAUGUUUGUUGGAGAAUUUGAAGGUAGAGGAUCCAUGGCUUCCCCCAAACACGUGGGAAUCCAUACCUUCUGAGAGUGGACUGCGUCCUGCUUCAUCAAAUAAAUCAAAACAGCCUCUCUCUCACCUCUCCACUCUCUCCGAAUCAAGUUUGGUGAGGUUGGCCAUGAAUGCGAUGCAAGGUACAAAAUCAUCCCUUGUUAGCAUUCAAAAGAUAUCUGCCAUCUUUUGUUCUGAUCUAGCUGACAGGACCUUCCUCCACAUUCCCAACCUCUGGAAUCGUGCUUCCAGCACUCGUUCUUUGGGAAAUAUACUUGAAUCUAUUGGCUGCACCGCCUCUCUGGUCUUUCUUCUUCGUGCGUUUGUGGACUAUUAUACAAAUAUGGAUAUGGACCUCAGCUUUGGACAGACACGUCAUAACUCUGAUGUUUGCAAAAGCCAGGUUCAUCACGAGGACACAGUGAGAGCACAACAGUUCCCUCCAUUUACACUUGUUAAUCAAGCCUUUGCUGUUGCUGUGGGAAAAGUCUUGGAAGGGUACAUCUGUGGAUUGGACACAAUUCAUACAUCUGUAAUUUUGAGGCGUUCAUCAAAAGAUGUGGAUUUGACUGUGCCCGGGUGUUUGAAGAAUGUAGUGCAUUCUGAAAUCACACUACUUGAGUUUUACCUGCACACAAAAGAAUUAAGGACUCAAAUUGAAGCCCUUGCUAGUGUAUGUAACCUUCAAAAGUGGGCUCUUUGCUUUCCAGAUACGGCUUUCGAGGACUUGGUUACCGAAGCUACUUCUGAAUUUCGUAACUUCUAUAGAGGGGGAAAUUUAUUAACAUUUUUGUUUUCACAGUUACAGGUUGCUGAUCCUUCUCACUGCACUCUGCUCAAGUUUCUUUUUCUUCAAUCAUGUGAACCAUAUUGUGGGUUCAUUAGAUCAUGGAUUUUCAAAGCAGAAAUACAUGACCCGUAUAAGGAGUUUAUUGUAGAAAAUCAGGACUGUUUAACUUCUAAAUCACAUGUUAAAUCUGGCAAUUCUGUUGACUUUCCAUUAGCAAGCGUGAAGGUGCGAGAUGGAGUUCCCAUUCCAGGGUUUCUCAAAGAUUUCUUGGUCCCACUUGUUAGAGCUGGUCAGCAGCUUCAAGUACUGUUAAAACUGCUUGAAAUGUGCAUUCAUGUUGGUACUGGAGAACACAGUUGUGAUGACUUUCUACCCUGCUGGAGUGGCUUUUCAAGCAGUAGUCUAUCUUAUUCAUCUCCAUUGGCUUUCAGCAAAAAUGUUAUAGAAGAUAUGGUUCUUGCAAGAGAAAAUUAUUAUAAAAGGAUGAAUGGGAAAAUUGAAAGCCUUUUGAGCAGUUUAGAAGUUAGAUAUCUGCAGGUAGUUAUGCAUGCUUUAGUACCUUCUUUUGAUAAUGGUGGAGGUACCUUAGACAAACUAGGCCAGAUCAUGUCAGAAAACAAUUCUGUUGGUUGGGCAAUAGCAGAUAAAAGAAGUUUAAAUAUGGGCAUUGAUGAUUUGGGCUCUGAUGUCUCUAGUACAGUGGAUGAGUUCUCCUUGCUGGAUGAUAUGUGUGAUUUAUCUGAAAAUUCAUCCUUAAAGAGCUCUGAGGAGCAAUUGGAUUGUGAUCAGCUUAGUGGCUGGUCUUGUCAGGUAGUUGGGCAACAAAAUCAUUUAUCUGCUUUAAGCUUCCUGAAGAGUGCCGCCUCAAAUAAUUCAAUGCAAGCUUCCUGUCUUCAUGAAAAUUCAAGCAGUCAUUUGGGUGAACUCUGUGAUAAAAGGGAUGCUACUGAUGACUUCGUGAAGUCCCCCCAUGAGGGAAUGCUAUUGAGUCAGAAGUCUAAUUCUCUAAAUCCAGGGAAUACAAGUUGCUCAUAUAAAUCUAGUAUUCAAUAUAGAGGGAAUUUGACUGACAGUUGUUCAGCAAUGGAUGACUUUUUGAAAAAAUCAUUUGAUAAUGAUGUAGCUGUUGAUCCAAAGGUGACUCAAAAGCACCUGGGAUCCCUGAGAUAUUCUAUGUUAUGCCAUGAUGUUAUUACUGUUAGUGAAACUUUGAGUGGGGAGGCCACGAAGGAGGAUCAACCUGACAAUAGUACACUCAUUUCAUAUUUGUAUGAUUUCCAACCACAGAAUUAUCCUAGCAUUAAUCCCCUUAGUGUGAACCCUAUGUUGACAAGAAAUUCAGUUCUUCACCUGAUGGGUGGGAAUGGGGAAAAAUUCAAGGCUGAACAUGAACAGCCUUUGCCUUACUUCAACUUUUCUACUGUAGAGGACCCAUGUAAGGUUUAUAUUGACAAGGUACCCACCAACUCUAGAUAUAGUAGUGCAUCUUCAUUUACACUACAUAGUAAUGUGUUGAAUCGUAAUGCUAAGAAUAAUGAACAUGAAGAAAUUGGUCAUGGUAGAGAGAAUGGGUUAGUUGAUGUUCCAAAGUUGUGUUCUUCACUGGACUUGAUGAACCAUAAACAUUUAACCGUUGUAUCUGGUGGGAGCAGCUGGGAGAGAUUGCUGAGUAGUUUUGGAAAUACUGUCAAUUGUGAAGAUACUCGAAAACAAAGUUUAUCAUCAACAUUUGAGAUACCACUCGAUAUUAUACUUGACAAGUGCUUGCUGCAGGAAAUCAUGCUUCAGUAUCCUUUUCUUCAUGUUUGUCUUGAUGGUGCAAUCAGUUCGAAAGUCUUUGAUGACAGUUCUUUCAAGCUUACCAUCAAUGUGCUCGAGGAAGCAUUUAAGUUGCAAGAUCAUCUUUUGGCACUCCGGCGGUAUCAUUUUAUGGAAUUAGCAGAUUGGGCAGAUUUGUUUAUCUUGACUCUUUGGCAUCAUGUAUUCCUAAAUUCUGAUUCCCAGGGACUUAAGUGGUCUGUUACAGAAGCAAAUGAGAGACUUUCAGAAAUUCAAGGUCUACUUGAGUUGUCAAUUCAGAAAUCUUCUUGUGAACAAGACACUCACAAGGAUAGGUUGUUUGUGUACAUGAAAGGACAUGGGAAAUUGCCUCUUUCUGCAUCUGUCAUUGAUUCUGUAACUAUUCUCAAGGAUGGAAGGAUGUUGGAGGUCCAGAUCAUAUGGUUUCUUCAUUCGCUUGAUCAUAAGCAAUCAAAGGGUAAAACUCAUGCUUUGAGUUUGCUGACUGCAUCAUUGGUUAAUGACUAUCAUGAGAGCUGA
This is a messenger RNA of Sphenostylis stenocarpa, 3165 nucleotides long. The record is from the annotation of a GenBank genome assembly. Lineage: Eukaryota; Viridiplantae; Streptophyta; Magnoliopsida; Fabales; Fabaceae.